AUGAAGGCCACAGUCUUCCACCAGAUCAAUGGGGCCUGCGUGAGCUGUUUGGUGAAGGCCCGAGUCUUCGCCUCGGCGUCAACGCCCCGUGGUCUCACCGUGGAGUUUCGGCGUUGCAACGGCGACGCCCUUGCUUUUCAUCAGCUUUUCGAGGAGGUGUCGAACGAUUUGCGACUAAACUGCGGCCUUGCUCCAGUGGAGUCCCCGAUGAUGCCAAUAUCAGUACCUCCGCCUGACGCAGGGGAGAGUAAGGGCGCCUACUUGCAGCCGCUCGUGGACAUGGUCGGCUGCGAGGCGCCCCAUUUGGAGGCAGAAGCAGUAGCUGCGCUUGCGGCGGUGGUUGGUGCCAGCACAGCAGGAGCCACCGCCAUUCUCUCCGCCAUGAGUGAUGUGCAGAAGAUCCUGGAAGAUCUCUGCGUGAACAGGACCAUUGACAUUGCGUACCCCGCGGCACGCCUCGCCUCUGGGCUGGUACAGAACGGCGAGGCGCAAUGCGUGUCCGAGCUCACCAUGGCCGCCCUGCGAGGGGCGGCGACGGAUCACAUUGACGGAUUGGUGCGAAUGGAGUUGGCGGAGGCAGUUCGAGCCGUUGCUUGUAAGUGCGCCACGCCAGACUAUGUGUCCUCCUGCGUCAGCCGCGUAGAGCUUCAGCGGGCCUUGGAAGAGGCCUUCGCGAACUCCGCGAUGGACGAAAGUUCCGGGGUCACACGCUGCUUGCGGGAAGCCCUGUACACAUUGGAGGCUACUCCACUCAAUGCUCCGCUCAUGGACAGUGGGGUGAUGGCCUGA
Effrenium voratum is the source of this 789-nucleotide messenger RNA. NCBI's taxonomy places the organism in Eukaryota, Dinophyceae, Suessiales, Symbiodiniaceae. The record is from the annotation of a GenBank genome assembly.